Messenger RNA from Aptenodytes forsteri (emperor penguin), 1514 nucleotides. RefSeq names its product citrate synthase (gene CS). Lineage: Eukaryota; Metazoa; Chordata; Aves; Sphenisciformes; Spheniscidae. The transcript has 11 exons. The record is from RefSeq and is a predicted model, not a curated record. Gene Ontology annotation, cellular component: mitochondrial matrix. Gene Ontology annotation, biological process: tricarboxylic acid cycle; carbohydrate metabolic process; citrate metabolic process. The coding region runs from base 97 to 1380 and encodes 427 amino acids.
CUCCCUGUGUCUGCUCUUCUGCAGAACGCACCAUGUGUCCUCUUCACCGCCCGUCACGCCAGUGCCGCCACGAACCUGAAAGACGUCCUUGCCAGCAUGAUCCCCAAGGAGCAGGCGAAAAUCAAGAGCUUCAGGCAGCAGCAUGGCAACACGGCCAUUGGGCAGAUCACGGUGGACAUGGUGUACGGCGGGAUGAGGGGCAUGAAGGGGCUGAUAUAUGAGACCUCCGUGCUGGAUCCUGAUGAGGGCAUCCGCUUCCGCGGGUACAGCAUCCCCGAGUGCCAGAAGCUGCUGCCCAAAGCUGCGGGGGGAGAGGAGCCGCUGCCCGAGGGGCUCUUCUGGCUGCUGGUGACGGGAGAUGUGCCCACCCAGGAGCAGGUGAGCUGGCUGUCCCGCGAGUGGGCCCGGCGUGCCGCACUGCCCUCCCACGUGGUGACCAUGCUGGAUAACUUCCCCACCAACCUGCACCCCAUGUCCCAGCUGAGUGCCGCCAUCACUGCCCUCAACAGCGAGAGCAAGUUCGCUCGCGCCUACGCCGAGGGCAUCCACCGCGUCAAGUACUGGGAGUUUGUCUACGAGGACGCCAUGGACCUGAUCGCCAAGCUGCCUUGUGUCGCCGCAAAGAUCUACCGCAACCUGUACCGCGAGGGCAGCAGCAUCGGGGCCAUCGACCCCAACCUCGACUGGUCGCACAACUUCACCAACAUGCUGGGCUACACCGACCCCCAGUUCAUCGAGCUGAUGCGGCUCUACCUCACCAUCCACAGCGACCACGAGGGGGGAAACGUGAGCGCCCACACCAGCCACCUGGUCGGCAGUGCCCUCUCCGACCCGUACCUCGCCUUCGCUGCCGCCAUGAACGGGCUGGCUGGGCCCCUGCACGGCCUCGCCAACCAGGAGGUGCUGCUCUGGCUGACCAACCUGCAGAAGGAGCUGGGCCAGGACGUGUCAGAUGAGAAGCUGCGGGAUUUCAUCUGGAACACGCUCAACUCUGGCAGGGUGGUGCCGGGGUACGGGCACGCGGUGCUGCGGAAGACGGACCCCCGCUACACCUGCCAGCGGGAGUUCGCCCUCAAGCACCUGCCCAAGGACCCCAUGUUCAAGCUGGUGGCCCAGCUCUACAAGAUCGUCCCCAACGUGCUGCUGGAGCAGGGCAAGGCCAAGAACCCCUGGCCCAACGUGGAUGCCCACAGCGGGGUGCUGCUGCAGUAUUACGGGAUGAAGGAGAUGAACUACUACACGGUGCUCUUCGGGGUCUCCCGAGCCCUGGGCGUCCUCUCGCAGCUCAUCUGGAGCCGGGCGCUGGGCUUCCCCCUGGAGAGACCCAAGUCCAUGAGCACAAAGGGCCUCAUGCAGCUCGUGGGCUACAAAUCUGGGUAAAGAAGGGACGGGGACAGGGCCGUGGCUCGCUGCUCCCCAGGGAACGCUGCGCUGCUGUCGGGCCCCGGGGACGGACUCAGCACUGAACCCCCCUCGGGCACAGGCCGCGGGUCUCCUGUGGUGCGAGCGGAGCC